Molecule: messenger RNA, 1518 nt
Organism: Ipomoea triloba (trilobed morning glory)
Lineage: Eukaryota; Viridiplantae; Streptophyta; Magnoliopsida; Solanales; Convolvulaceae
Product: anthocyanidin-3-O-glucoside rhamnosyltransferase-like
Exons: 3
Coding region: 45-1472 (475 amino acids)
Molecular function (GO): UDP-glycosyltransferase activity
Source: RefSeq, a predicted model, not a curated record
CAGUUCCUGGGAAAAGUAGAGUGUCGGCCGGAAAAUCAAGAAAAAUGGAGAGGGAGACUACAAAUAAUCAUCUUCAUGUUGUGAUGUUUCCAUUUUUUGCAUUUGGUCAUAUAAGCCCAUUUGUGCAGCUAUCCAACAAGCUAUCCCUUCAUGGAGUCAAGAUUUCCUUUUUCUCGGCCGCCGGAAAUAUCGGCCGGAUUAAGUCUAUGUUGAAUUCCGAUAAUACUCAGAUAGUCCCUCUCACGCUCCCCGCCGUGGAGGGCCUUCCUCCGGGGGCUCAGAGCACCGCCGACUUGCCGGCGGCAGCGGCGGAGCUACUCCCGGUGGCUCUCAACCUCAUGCAGCCUCAAAUCAAGGCGCUUCUCGUUAAACUCAAACCCCAUUUUGUGAUCUUUGAUUUCGCCCAGGAUUGGCUUCCGCCGCUCGCGGCGGAGCUGGGGAUUAAAACUAUAUUUUAUUCCGUCUUUGUUGCAUUAGCUACCGCCUUCGCCACCGUCCCCGCUAGGCUUCCCGGCGGAGAAAAAUCCCCCACCGUGGAAGAAAUGAAGAAACUGAAGUGGGAUUUUUCCCAACAGAAACCGCCGCCGGGUUUUCCGACGACGACGUCCGUUGCGUCCUUAAGAACCUUCGAAGCUCGAGAUUUUCUGUACAUCUUCAAGACGCCCCAUGACGGCGGCGGCGCCGUGUACGACCGCGUUCUCGCCGGCCUAAAAGGCUGCUCCGCCAUUCUAGCAAAGACCUGUUACGAAAUGGAAGCGCCGUAUAUAGAUUACGUGAAAUCCCAGUUCAAGAAGCCUUUUCUACUCGCCGGUCCCGUGGUGCCGGAGCCGGUCUCCGGCGAGCUAGACCAGAAAUGGGCUGAUUGGCUAAGCCAGUUUGAACCCAGCACUGUAAUAUACUGUUCUUUUGGGAGCGAAACAUUCUUGAAAGACGAUGAGAUUAAAGAACUGGCCCUUGGAUUGGAACUCACCUGCCUUCCAUUUUUUCUGGUGUUGAAUUUUCCGGCGAAUGUCGACGUGGCCUCCGAGCUGAACCGGGCCCUACCCGCGGGGUUCACGGAGAGGGUGAAGGGAAGAGGGAUUAUCCAUUCAGGGUGGGUGCAGCAGCAGCAGAUCCUAGCUCACAGCAGCGUAGGAUGCUAUGUCUGCCAUGCAGGGUUCAGCUCAGUGAUUGAAGGUAUUGUGAAUGAGUGUCAGCUAGUUAUUCUGCCGCUAAAAGGCGACCAGUUCAUGAAUGCUAAGUUGUUGGCCGGCGACAUGAAAAUCGGCGUGGAGGUAAAUAGAAGAGAUGAAGAUGGGUAUUUCUGGAAAGAGGAUAUUCAGAAAGCUAUGCAGACAAUCACGGGGGAAGAAGGAGCAUCAACAAGGGCAAAUCAGGCGAAGUGGAAAGAGUUUUUGGUUGAUAAAGAGAUUCAAAGCAAAUUCAUCAAGGAUUUGGUUAAGGUCAUGAGGGAUAUGGCUACCAUGAAUUAAAUGAAACAAUGUUGGCUGUGGUUUGAUUUAUGGUAGAUUGAAUAAA